Molecule: messenger RNA, 3264 nt
Organism: Talaromyces amestolkiae
Lineage: Eukaryota; Fungi; Ascomycota; Eurotiomycetes; Eurotiales; Trichocomaceae
Exons: 2
Coding region: 1-3264 (1087 amino acids)
Biological process (GO): carbohydrate metabolic process
Molecular function (GO): hydrolase activity, hydrolyzing O-glycosyl compounds; chitin binding
Source: RefSeq, a predicted model, not a curated record
AUGACCUGCAACUACGUUCAGGUCAUCUCGGGCGAUUCCUGCGCAAGUCUGGUGACAAAGUGCGGGAUCACUUCUGCCGAGUUCUAUGAAUACAAUCCCUCCUCUACACUAUGUUCAACUCUCGCCGUGGGAGAAUAUGUGUGCUGCUCGUCGGGGUCACUUCCUGACUAUGCGCCUCAGCCAUAUGCCAAUGGUACAUGUUAUACCUACCUCGUCCAGGAAAAUGACAGCUGCGAUGAUCUUGCCGCCACGUACACUAUCACUGUCGAUGAUAUCCUGGAAUACAACAAUCAGACAUGGGGCUGGUUGGGCUGCGGCGCAAACGAACUAAUGGCCGACAUGAAUAUCUGUCUCAGUGAAGGCAUUCCUCCUUUCCCUGCCCCUGUUGCUGCCGCUGUCUGUGGACCUCAAGUACCGAAUACAACAGCCACUAGCGACGUCGACUCAUGGGCCUCAUUGAAUCCCUGCCCCCUGAAUGCUUGCUGUGACAUUUGGGGUGAAUGUGGUAUUACGCCUGACUUCUGUACUGUAACAAACUCCACCUCCGGCAAUCCAGGAACAGCAGAGACUGGUACUAAUGGGUGCAUAUCAAACUGCGGAUUCGAGUGGGGUGACGGCUCACAGGAAGAGGUGUGGUUCAGCAUCGGAUAUUUCGAAGCGUUCAACGAAGGGCGUCCGUGCUUGAAUAUGUAUCCGGAGAACAUUGACACAGGGAAUUACACUCAUAUCUAUUUUGCUUUCGGGAAUAUUACUAGUGAUUUUGAAAUCGAUGUCAGCGGCGCUGUGGACAUGUUUGAAGGAUUUCUUGCGCUUGAUGGCGUCCAACGAGUGGUUUCCUUUGGAGGUUGGGAUUUCUCAACUGACCCAAGCACCUACAUGAUCUUCAGAGAGGGUGUGACGGAGGCGAAUCGGGAUACUCUGGUAAAAAAUAUCGUGAACUUUGUUAAUGAAUUUGAUUUAGACGGCGUUGACUUUGAUUGGGAGUACCCGGGCGAGCCUGAUAUCAAAGGUAUUCCUGCUGGUAGCGACGACGAUGGUGCAAAUUACCUCGCAUUCUUGAAAGCUCUGAAAGCUGCUCUACCAGAUACUGUAACUGUCUCAAUUGCGGCACCGGCAUCUUACUGGUAUCUCAAAGCAUUUCCCAUUCAGGAAAUUGCGGAUGUUAUUGACUGGAUUAUCUACAUGACCUACGACCUGCAUGGUACUUGGGACCUGGAUAAUGACAGUGCGAUGUCCGGCUGCCCAGCGGGAAAUUGUCUUCGCUCACAUGUCAAUCGCACCGAAACCUUUUAUGCGUUGUCGAUGAUAACAAAAGCCGGUGUUCCAAGCAGCCAAGUGAUGGUGGGUGUUGCUAGCUAUGGCCGUUCAUUUACGAUGAGCACGGCUGGCUGUACCACGGAGGAUUGUACCUGGACUGCUGGUGGUGACGCUGCACCUUGCACUAAUACCAUCGGGUACAUCUCCAACGCUGAGAUCAAUCAGAUCAUAUCCGAAAAUCCUUCUGCCACCAUACUGUAUGAUGACGAGAGCGACACGAAUAUUUUGGUCUAUAACGAUACGCAAUGGGUAGGCUACAUGACCUAUGACACAAAAGUCGGACGCGCAGGGCUAUAUCAAGAGUGGUCCUUUGGAGGUACCACAGAAUGGGCUAUUGAUUUGGAGAGCUACACUGACUUUGAUGGUACUGGUUCUGAUACUGGUGCAUGGGAGCCAAUCAGCAAACUAAGAGGGGAGGUUGUCGAGCCAGUGUGUACCAACAGUAAUGCGAGCUACUGGCGAUGUAUCGAAUGCAUCAACACCACAAUAGCGGAGAACAUUAUCUAUCAGGUAUAUGAUUCCGAUCGAUGGGCCAUGUCAUAUACUGACGAUGCUGUGGCUGAUAUGAUCGAAUGGUGGAAUUCUGACCCCCUCAGUGGUGUGACAGUCGAGUAUUCGACUACAUGGACAUCUGCUAUGGCACAAUAUCUUGGUUACAUUACGGACUAUGACUGUUCAGGAUACGGUACUGACACCACUUCGUGCAACGUAGACCUUAGUUGCUCAGGAACCGCAGACAGUACACUGCCUCUUGCGAGUAUGUGGAUCUUGAACACCAUGGCGCGCAUGCGUGCCUUUUACUCUAACUGGUAUACUGCUCUUGAGGACAAUCUCAGCGAUUUGGAGGGUAUUUCAACUGCAUUUAAAGACACCUUUGCCCCUGAUGCAAGCGAAUCGUUAAGCGAUGAGAUCGCCGAUUUUAUUCUUGACCAAAUUCUCGGUGCUGCUGGAUCCGCCAUCUGGGAAAAGGUUGGCACGAAAAUUAUCCAACAACUGGUGUCAGAAGCGGCCAGUAAGGACGUCGAAGAGAAAGCAAGCGAACAGUGGGAUACGGUAUGGGGAGUUAUCUCGGACGAUGUGACUGAUGCUCUUUCAUGGUCUUCAUCGGUUCCAACUCUGGGCGAUAUUCAGACGUACAUUACCACAGUCGUCGACGCACAGAUGACGGCUCUGAAUACCUCUUACGAAUCUCUUAUUAGUGGCACCAAAACAUCGCAGACUAAAUGGCAAAGCACAACGGGCAACGGGACAUGGCUGAGCAUCGGAGACGGUGUUUCGAUGCCAGACCUGGUUGGUACCAUCAAGAAACAACUGAUGGCGAAUGUUCUUACCUAUGCAUGGAAUAUUACCGACUCCUACGUGCCUGUUAUCGUCAUGACAGAUGUUCAGGACGACACGAGUAACCCAUUUAAAAGCGACCUUACUGAGAAUUCUGAGCUAUCUGACGACGACGCAGAGAAUUCUCGAUACAGCAUUCCCGGGUCAGGCAAGACGUUUUGGCUUGUAGGUGCCAAUGCAUGCCAAGCAAAAGUCGAUAACCAGGAUAUCGGCUACGGAUGUUCAGACCCAAGCACGAUGUUCAGAGCUCUUCCGGGGCUUACAAGUUUGAAUGGAACGGCCCAGUGGGGAAAUCUCACUUUUAGCGAGCUUAUCGUGAGCUCGUACAACGGUUAUGUCUUGAAUGGUAAUGCAAAUGGUUACAACAUUCAGGAUAACUCUGACGGGUCGUACUAUACUGAUGGCUCUGGCACCAAGGCCACUGUGCCUUGGACCGCAGGCGUGGAGACUCCUGGUGUCUUCCAAGUGCCCAUGUGUAACUAUACUGUCGCCUACUGGAAUCAGGUGGCAGUUCAAUGGCAACUUAAUGGUAAAGCUCCGGCUGCUAACUAUCCAUGCACUUUGUCCUGUGACGACUUAGGUUUUUCUCCCUCUUGUUUUACAGAUUAG